ACCUCCUCGACGCGCAUCCCAGGCACCGUUAUUCCUCCUCCCCUGGUCCGCGGAGGGCAGCAGACUUCUUCGAAGUUAGGGACUCAGCAGAACACGCAGAUAGUAAUGCCGCCUCUUGUCAGGGGAGCGCAGCAAAUCCACAACAUCCGACAGCACUCCAGCACGGGGCCGCCUCCGCUGCUGCUGGCACCGCGGGCAUCAGUCCCCAGCGUACAGAUCCAGGGACAGCGAAUCAUCCAGCAGGGCCUGAUCCGCGUCGCCAACGUCCCCAACACCAGCCUGCUGGUGAACAUCCCGCAGGCUUCACCGACUUCCAUCAAAGGUACAGCCGUCACCUCUGCUCAGGCCAACGCUACGACGACCAGCGCCGCCUCCAUUGUCAACUCCAGCGACUCCCCGGCCAGCCGGCAAGCCGCCGCCAAGCUGGCCUUGCGGAAGCAGCUGGAGAAGACGCUGCUGGAGAUCCCUCCUCCCAAGCCGCCUGCGCCGGAGAUGAACUUCCUGCCGAGUGCAGCCAAUAACGAAUUUAUUUACCUGGUCGGAUUGGAAGAGGUGGUGCAGAAUUUGCUGGAGACUCAAGGUAAAGUUUCGCUCCCUGUAUCAUCCCGCGAGCCCUACAUGUGUGCUCAGUGUAAGACUGACUUCACCUGCCGCUGGAGGGAGGAGAAGAACGGAACCAUAAUGUGUGAAACCUGCAUGACAUCGAACCAGAAAAAGGCCUUGAAAGCCGAGCACACUAACCGACUGAAGGCUGCCUUCGUCAAAGCACUGCAGCAGGAGCAGGAGAUCGAGCAAAGGAUACUGCAGCAGACCGCGUCUCCCGUACAGACCAAGCCCGACCCGAUCGUGCAGCACCACUCGCUCAAGCAGACUUCUAGCCAGAUGUCUCGAGGCCCGCCCGGAGCCCCGCGAGGCGUGUUGCAUGCAUUUAGCCAGUCCCCCAAGUUGCAGAAUGCAUCGUCUGCAGCAGCACUUGGGAGUAGGCCAGGUAAGCAUGCUGAGCGACCUGUCGGCAAGGGCAGCGCCGCCGCCUGGAAGAAGACUCCCAUCAAUACAGGUGGGGCGUUACCCUUUGUCAGCCCUAGUUUAGCUGUGCACAAGUCGUCUUCAGCAGUAGACCGCCAGCGUGAGUAUCUCCUGGAUAUGAUCCCCCCACGGUCCAUCCCACAGUCCGCCACGUGGAAAUAAUGCAGAGGAAUGCCCGAGAGGAAGACUUUCCUGUUCCUGCCAUCCUUUUUAUACCACAUUACAGUGGAAUCUGCUUUAAUCCCAGCUGGAAAACGCCCCAGGCUUUAUAGGAUGCAAGACGACCACUCCUCAUCCCAUCGAGUGCUGCUGUCCCCGCUGUCGGAAAACGACACCACGUGGGUGGGAAAGACUUGAGCUCGUUUGGUUCUCGGAUUCUUAGGAUUGCCCGAUGGCGAAGGCUGCCAGGGAAGGGGAAGAAUUCUUCUUUGUUUUGGUUUUUUUUUUUUGGCUUCCUGUGUUUAGUUGGGACUUGUUUUGUCACC
This is a messenger RNA of Eurypyga helias (sunbittern), 1511 nucleotides long. It is a transcript of the gene GATAD2A, whose product is annotated as GATA zinc finger domain containing 2A. Gene Ontology annotation, biological process: negative regulation of transcription by RNA polymerase II. The annotation marks the transcript as partial. Lineage: Eukaryota; Metazoa; Chordata; Aves; Eurypygiformes; Eurypygidae. Gene Ontology annotation, cellular component: NuRD complex. Gene Ontology annotation, molecular function: sequence-specific DNA binding. The record is from RefSeq and is a predicted model, not a curated record. The transcript is spliced from 6 exons.